UUCCUAGCCCCCUGGAUCAAACUGUUAUGUGGAUUCUGAAUUUAAAAAAAACACGUAAAUUCAGUAAAUUACUGAAUUUACGUUAUAACUAAAAAAUGCAAAUUAUUUAGGCGUAAAAAUCCCUCAAAUUCAUUAUAUCGCGUUAAUUAUAUUGCGAAAACAAGAUUUGCUUGGUUUCGCUUUCGCCGAGAAAAUGCUCCAAGGUCAGUCGGCAUGCUCUUUGAUUGCGGCACUUUUAUGCGCAGAUUAGAUCAGGGCUUGCCAAUAAAGGAGGAAGACCCUAGCUAUUCAGAUAACCGCAGCAAGAACGACGUAAGAUCGCCGCUGCUUCUCGUUGCAACCCUUGGUCGCAACCAAAACAUACAAAUAAGAGAACUCAAACACCGCAUAGAAGCAACAAAUGCGCAAGCGCAGCGCUGCUGCUUUCUCGACUCCCGUCCUCGCAGCCGCUUGCCUCGUCAAACAAACGCGCCUUCGUUCACGGCAGGACGUCGACGUCGCAUCAAGUGCGCUGCGCGUGCGCGCUCGAUGUUCCACGCUUCGCCCGCUGCGCCGGAGAGCCGGACAAACCCGACCGAUCUGACCGAUCCACGGGGCUUCGAGCGCUCCGUUGGCUCCGUGCGUGCCUCCGUCACCGAGCGCUGUUGCAGGGAGGUGUUCCCCGCGCUCUCUCUUCGGUGUGUGGGGUUUGUGCUCACGUGUCUGAUGUCCACCUGAGCCGUCGUCGGAACCACCGAGCGCCGUGAGCGGUGACUGCAGCCUGUAGCAGUUUAAAAAAGAAAACAAAAAAACGCCACCACGGCCGCGACACCCGCCGACAUGGCCGACGAAAAUGACGACGGCCUGGAACAGCCGAUGCUGGGUUUCAGGCUUAGGGCGCGCAAGGGUGCCCUAAAGAAGAAAAACGUCUUUGAGGUCAAAGACCACAAGUUCAUCCCCAGGUUCUUCAAGCAGCCCACCUUCUGCAGCCAUUGCAAGGAUUUUAUAUGGGGCUUUGGAAAACAGGGUUACCAGUGCCAAAUAUGCAGCUUUGUAGUACACAAGCGUUGCCACGAGUUUGUCACCUUCAAGUGUCCUGGCAGGGACAAGGGUGUCGAUUCAGACGACGCGCGGACCAAGCACCAGUUCAUCAUUCAGACGUACACAAGCCCCACAUUCUGCGACCAUUGCGGGUCCUUGCUCUACGGACUCAUUCACCAAGGAUUCAAGUGCAAAGCAUGCGACAUGAACGUGCACAAGCGUUGCCAGGAGAGCGUGCCCAACCUGUGCGGCUGCGAUCACACGGAACGACGGGGACGCAUUCACCUCAAGGUCUCUGCCACCAGCAACAAGCUCAUCUGCGAGGUCCGGCAAGCUCGCAACCUCAUCCCGAUGGACCCCAACGGUCUCUCGGACCCCUACGUCAAGCUCAAGCUGAUCCCGGACUUGGGAGACUCGGCCAAGCGCAAGACCAAGACCAUCAAGGCCUGCCUCAACCCGGAGUGGAGGGAAACCCUGUCGUUCGACCUGAAGGCAGAAGACAAGGACCGCCGUCUGCUCAUCGAGCUUUGGGACUGGGACCGAACGUCGCGCAACGACUUCAUGGGCUCUCUCUCGUUCGGCAUCUCCGAGAUCUUGAAGCAGCCCGCCGAAGGGUGGUUCAAGCUGCUCACUGCCGAGGAGGGGGAGUUCUACAACGUUCCGGUCCCAGCCGAAGACGAAGAUGCAUCCGCGCUCCGGAGCCAGAUGCGGGCAAUGCCGAGGCCGGGCCACAGGGGCACCGCUCGCAAGGGAACGCCCAGCGCCUUUCCGGACGUCCCGCACAACAUGGGCAAGCAGGACGUGAUCCGUGCCUCGGACUUCCACUUCCUCAUGGUGCUGGGCAAAGGCAGCUUCGGCAAGGUGCUGCUGGCAGAGCGCAAGGGCACGGACGAGCUGUACGCCAUCAAGAUCCUCAAGAAGGACAUCAUCAUCCAGGACGACGACGUGGAUUGUGCCAUGGUGGAAAAGCGGGUCCUCGCCCUGCCGGCCAAGCCCCCGUUCCUGGUGCAGCUGCACUCGUGCUUCCAGACCAUGGAUCGGCUGUACUUUGUGAUGGAGUACAUCAACGGCGGGGACCUCAUGUUCCAAAUUCAACAGUGCGGGAAAUUCAAGGAGCCCGUGGCGGUGUUCUACGCCGCCGAGAUCGCCAUCGGCCUCUUCUUCCUCCACGCCCGGGGCAUCGUGUACAGAGAUCUGAAGCUGGACAACAUUUUGUUAGACCAAGACGGCCACAUCAAGAUUGCCGACUUUGGCAUGUGCAAGGAGGGCAUUGUCGGGGACAAGACCACCAAGACCUUCUGCGGGACGCCAGACUACAUUGCCCCUGAGAUCAUCUUGUACCAGCCUUACGGCAAGUCUGUGGACUGGUGGGCGUACGGAGUGCUGCUCUACGAGAUGCUGGUGGGCCAGCCCCCGUUUGAUGGUGAGGAUGAAGAAGAGCUGUUUGCUUCCAUCACGGAUCACAAUGUCUCCUAUCCCAAGUCCCUAUCCAAAGAGGCCAAGGAGAUCUGCAAGGGGUUUUUAACCAAGAAUCCGAGUAAACGGCUUGGCUGCGGGUCUUCGGGCGAGGAAGACGUUCGGACGCAUCCGUUCUUCCGGCGCAUCGACUGGGACAAGAUCGAGAACCGAGAGGUCCAGCCGCCCUUCAAGCCCCGCAUUAAACACCGCAAGGACGUGAGCAACUUCGACAAGCAGUUCACGAGCGAGAAGAUCGACCUGACGCCGACGGACAAGCUGUUCAUGAUGAACCUGGACCAGACCGAGUUCAUGGGCUUCUCGUUCCUCAACCCGGAGUUCGUGCAACACGUGUGAUACGUCACGCACGCCGACCGACUAUUACCUUCAGGAUGCUGCUGAUGCUGCUGUCACCGCCGCCAUCGUCAUCGUCACCAUCGUCGCAACUGCGCGUGCGCCGUGACCCCGAUGAAGAGUCUGGGCUGCGCGACAGCCACCGUGGCUCACCGAGGGUCCUCUACGCGGUGCUGCCGUCGCUUCCCACCACCACGUGAUGCACCCCGCAGUCACGUGACAACCACCGCUCGGACGCGCAUGCGCACUGCGCGCCAUCUGUUUGGCAAGUCGCGCGUCAGACUGAGAUAGGAGUUGCUUCAAGAAAUGGCGCGGAAGUUCCGGUCGAAACCUUCUUUUCAAAUGUCUUGGACGGCCUUACAAAGGCAGAGUAUUGCCAAACGUGGUCUUGCGCUUCUGAUUUUCUCAUUUCUUGACUUUGCAUUUCUACCGUUAGCUUUCACCAUGACCAUAAGCAGACAUAGCCUUGAACUUUGCCUGGAAGCAAUUAGAGCCAUCGCGGGAGAACCUGAUGUGUACGAGAUCGCCACGUGACUCAAUCACUUCUUGAGUUAAAAGUCCGUGAGCUGUUCAGCUUAUCCCCUGGAAACAAUAAGUGAACUGGUUUGUUAAAGUUACAGGAUGCUUUAAAUGUGUCGCUGCAAACUUGAAGGAACUGUAACAUCAACAUUGUUCGCUCUAACGUAAGGCAAAACUCCCUACGGAGCGUCUGCAGUGCAACCGGUGAUCGUGCACAUUGUUUCCACGACUCGUCAAUGAAUGGUCACACGCUAGUGUACGUUGUCAGACAUCGGAUCCGGUGACGUCCUAUUGAAGAGCUUAUCUGGUUAAUCAAAUUGGUUCAUCCGAGCUGUUACAUCACCUGGUCACACGCUUGGUUUCCUUCUGGCCAGCUUCGUGGCUUCAUGGUACCAUCGCUUCAUUUUUCUCUAUACCGGGACUGUUACUUCUUGCUUGCCUGCUGGCUAGUACGGGGCAGCGUACAUCUUGUUAUUGCUGUUAUCCCUUUUGAAGUGUACGCUGCUAUGUACUGGCUAGAGUCGCUAGAAAGCUCUAGUUCUGGCAAGCGUGGAGGCUGCCAUGAUAGAGUGACUCCUAUGCUCAGUCUUGAGGUGCUCCGUUGUCCGAUCCAUCGCGACAACGAUUCCCAUUGGAUACGAGAACCACCUGCUUCAAAUGUGAAUCCAUACUUAAGAGUUAUACGAUGGCCUGAUUCUCAGAGUUAUACCGACCGAACAAAAUGCUUUCCAUUUCUCGAUCUCCUCGUAAUGUGAGCACAACUCGGCAGAGGGCGAUAGCUAUGGUCCCGGUGCGAGCCAUUCAGAAGGGCGAAGAAAAGCACGUGACCACGGUCUGUGGUAGCGCACUUCUCCUGUCCAGAGUGGUCAGCUGCUCCGCUCGUCCGCUUUAAUAGACCAUUCUAAUAGCCGGCGCCAUCUAGGAGCUGCUGAGCCAAUUAUAAGAGUCCGCAAUUACUUGGGCACGUACACUGAGCAUGUUUUGGACACGAGGGCUGCACCGGCGUUCGAAGAGGACUCCGAUCCAAUCGCGCGCUUCGUGCCCAAUGGAUGGAUAGAUGAAUGUUAAUGGCUAUACUCUUUGUAACGGGGGGUAGCUUGCGCCACCUAGCCUAAGUCUAAAAAGACCAAGAAAUGGCGACCGCCAUUAUUGCUUGUAUGGUCCGUCGAAAAGUGUCUACUGGCUUACGAGGGUCGUAGCUUUUUGCUGUUUGCAAAGUUGUGCUUGAACGGAGUAUAUAACGUUUUUUUUUUGUUUUUGUUUUUGUUUAUGUCUCGUUCACUCGCGUGAUUUGCCGUUGACAUUUGUUUCGGAGAAAGCGAACUCUCGCUGUUACCCACGGGGACCUUGGCGAUAUCCUUGAACAAAAGAUAGAGGUGAAGCUACUAAACCUGACUGCCUUUUUUAUUUUAUUGUCACGUUUUGUUGGCGGUUAUGUGAGAGAGAAAGUUGGGGGGAAGGGGGGGGGGGGGGGGGGGAGGGAUGUUGGUUUCACUUUUGUAUUAUGUACAGACUCACAUAUACUUGUUUGUGCAGUAUUCUUGCCUGAUUUUAUCGGAAGGCUAGUCAUUCAUAUCCCGAAUAAGAACGAGUGUCAAAAAAAAAAAAAUGCUAUAAAAAACAGCUCAGGAUACGCACGCUUGAUUUUAUGUUACUCAGGUAAAAAAGUUUUAUCGAGACUCAUAGUUAUCACGAUUCCUUGGUCUCCAAGCUCACCCUUUUAAUGCAAACUUCGUAAGUGCACCUAUUUAUAAUUCAAGAUACAUGUCGGCACAAUAUGAUAAUCAGGUUGACAAGACACCUAUCUUCAUUGACAGCUUAACAUUAACGACACGUUGCGAAUCCAAUUGUGACGUUCGACGCUCCAAAACUAAUAUCCAAUAAGCUUUUUUUUUUUUUUUUUUUUUUUUUUAAGAAGAGUUUUUUACAUAGCAGGCGCUCCUCGGGCAGCGGCGGAAGUUCGAACUACGGUUGGUGUACGGAGAAAAAGUUGCGUACCUCUCCUACCCCCUCCGCGACUCAGAUGAGGAAGGAUAGGUAGCGCAACUCCCCUACUGAGCGCCACUUGCGCUUCGAGAUUCCGCCGCUUGGUGUCGUCUUUCGGACGUCACGUAUGCAAAUGCUUCCCAAUGAGCACGCCAUCGUUGAAUGGUCUAGCUGAAACUGUGGGUGGGUCGCUUGGACCCAUCAGUCGGAUACUUCAAACAUUCUAUGCGUUCACAGUUGCCAAUUUGCGCUGCCAUAUUUAGACGAUCACGAAUCUUACUUUAAUGCGCUCCACGUCGAAUCUCUUUCAGAAAAUAUAUUGAAGCAAUCAUCCGUCACGAUUUUUUCUUUCUAUGUUUUUGUUUUUUUGCUUUAUUCAUUAAAAAGAUUUUUCUUUUUUCGUGUGUGUGUGAGCGGGGAUUUUGUUUGGAGAGGUUCGCAAUGGGAAGCCCGGCUCUAGGUUAAGAAAUGUGAUACAUGACAUGCUCCUUGUGGCAACAGCACUGUUUAUGGAUUUUUUUUAUUUUUCUUCCGUGAGCAGUGACAAAUAAGCUGCCGCCAUUAAUCGUUCAGCAUUGUUGAGUUGUAAGACAGCGAGUUGGAAUGGCAAUACUUCGCGGAAAGCCGCUGCGCCUCCAGGAUUUCACGAAAACGAUGCAUUUUGCAUACCAUUCGUCUUACUAACUCAAAACCUCGGUGGAAAAAAAAAAGUUUUUGAACAAGGCCAGCCUAGACGGCGAAAGUUUGCCCGAGCUUCGCCCAUCUUCCGGCAGGGGCGCUGUCGUCCUAGGGGUCUCCGUGCAGGCGCAGUCGACCCCCGCGCGACCUUGUAAACAGCGCCGCCCGAAUAAGGGCGGUUCCUCGAAUGGCUCUCAUCGGGCCCUUGAUGCCCAUUAUGGGCCUCUAAGCAUGUUGCGCCACCUCUCGGCAUUUCUAAGAAAUGCGAGCGAACCUCCGCCACACGUGCUUUAUGGCGAGGCGGCGUCGUCCAGACACCUUUUUCAGUGGCCACUAGUCUCCCAGAGGGCGCGAGUUACGCUCCAUUUCAAGGGGGAACCAAUUUAUUCCCGCCUGUCUCUUCCUCCGUGCUCGGAACCUAUUCGACCAAAUUUGUAUCGCCUGCAUCCCUCGGCGUUUUUAUUUUGAGCACUUCUGUCCUCGUGAAAGAUUGCAAAGGACGUAAUUCAAUUAAGUCUUCGGUAUUUCAUUGUUUUGUUCUCAAUUUAUUAUAAUAAGAAGCUUAAUUGAAAAACAUAUAUGCCCCACCAACAGCCCGAUGAAGAGAUCUCAUUAAUUUUUAGUACGCAUGAUUAAGUUGUGUAAAGUGCGAAAACGUGUUUUGAAGAUUACGCUUUUAUUUAAGGGACUCGAUUUUCAUAAUGAUAACAAAGAAAUUCUUAGUUCCCAUCAGAACUUGUCGAACGUAUUUAACCUUGAUAUCUGCAAAAAAUAUUUAGCGGCUGCCACGGGUCUUUGAAAAACUUAAUUACGCAUUUACUGUUCCCUAGGCGACAGAAUCUCUUGUUUAUAUUUUUUAAAGAUGGUCGUUCGAAUUUUAUUUUCGUAAAAACAUUACACCAUUUGAAAAGUACGUUCACUGCGCAAAAGAGCAAAAAACAACAACAUAGUAACUGCCCGCAGUCGAUUUUUUUUUCUUUUUACUUCGGCAGACUAGUAGACCGAGGAAACAACACGUGAAAAGCUGCAGUGGGCGAUAUUUAAGGACUGCAAAACAUCAGUAAAAAUGUAAAAAAAAAAAAAAAAAAAAAAAAGCCGCUGGGUUUAAGGGUUCUUGAAUAAUUGUUUUAGCGGGUAAAUGAGAACUCUGAAAUGAGUUCCCUCAGAAGUCCUUAGAACCACCCUUCGAUUUGUGCCAUGGGAACAUGUACGCCUCUUCCUUAUAAAUUUCGUUCCAAAUUCCGUUUUUCGUUACAUCGUCUGAACAGAGGGUCGCCAUUCUAGCUCGCUGUCUUCAAGGUUGCCAAGACGUGCCGCUAAGGCCUUCCAGUGUCGUUGUCGUUUCACUGCCUGGUCUAACAUAGUAAUACUGUCAUUGUUGCUCAUGCGAGUUAGUCGAGGUUUGGGGUCCUUGGAGGGUUGUCCUGUUUGAUGGCAAAGUUUUUGUCCGGAGCCGCCCUCACGCAGUGUCGCAGUACCCUGGCUCAGUCUACAUGAAUUGUUCGUUUUAUGAACAACUUUUGUUUUUAUUUGCCAGGUCUUAUGACUUCUAGUUCUGAUACUGUGGUCUCUCGAUGUCUCUGGUUUGAAAAGAUGGGCCUAAAACUUUCCCUGGUUAUUUUGUUUUGUUGCGAAUAAUUAUUGCGGUCCGUGCCAGCUAUGCUCGUCAAUUUCUGUAUGUGGAAAUUGACUUUUUGUUUUGUUCGUAGUUCUUGAAGUUUUUUUCGCUGGUAGAACUUUUCAUUGCGUAACGUCAGUAUAUGCAACGCACAGAGUGGACCUAUGGUGUUCACGGAUGCUCAGUAGCACUGUUAAGAUUCCCCAAACAUCGCAAAACACAUUGGACCUAAUGUUUUUUUUUUUAUCUGAUUUUGCCGUGGUUCUUUGACCAUAUUGGAAUUGUUGCGAGAAACUUCUAUAGUAGAAUUUUUAACGCCACGUUUGACUGAAAAAGUUUUGGUAAGAAAUACCCUUUCUCUUAGUACUACCGAAUGCCUCCCUGACUUUAGGUAAUGUGGGGCCUAUGUCUUGUUUUAUGAACUUCAGGGGAGCAAUACAACUGACGUUAUAUUACAAAAUCAAUCAACAAGAUUAAGAAGAAACUUUUGCAACUAUGACGCUAAUUGUGCUGACAAGUCUUUCUUUCAUUCGUAUGAAUGUCUUCCUACAAUGCGAAGCUAACUAAAUGCAUAAUCUUGAAGAAAAGAACCGCAUAAUAUUGAUUGGCUUCGCGACCAUAAUUUAGGGAAUCCGGAAUUACUUUUGGCCGUUCCUAGGGAAGCGAUUUUUUCUAAGAGUGUAGUGGCAUCCCCGAAGUAGUCAGGUCUCUUAGGGAAACGCCGACCUCCAUCCCUAGGUUCCUCCUUUCAGACCAGGGCCAUUGGGGAUCUCCGUAGUAUGCAAACAACCGGCGAUACAAUUUGCUCGUAAUUCCUCUUGCUUAUCAUCAUACACUGGCACGAGGGCCGAGAGUUCAAAUGGCCGAUCGACUUGUAAACUUCCAACUUUGUUGUUUUUAUUUUCGUUUGCCUCUCACGUACCUGUUCUCUGUCAUGACGUAUUUGGUUUUUACCAUCGGUAUUGUUUUGUGUAAAAAAAAGAACAACAUUAAAUGUCACAUGUUCUUAUUA
Molecule: messenger RNA, 8642 nt
Organism: Ixodes scapularis (black-legged tick)
Lineage: Eukaryota; Metazoa; Arthropoda; Arachnida; Ixodida; Ixodidae
Gene: Pkc53E
Product: protein kinase C, brain isozyme
Exons: 14
Coding region: 820-2832 (670 amino acids)
Biological process (GO): protein phosphorylation
Molecular function (GO): ATP binding; diacylglycerol-dependent serine/threonine kinase activity; zinc ion binding
Source: RefSeq, a predicted model, not a curated record